UAUUGUUGUAUAACAAUUCUUUAAUGAUUGUAAAUUGGAAAGUGUUUUUAUUCUAUCAAAUUAUGCAGUAUUUAUUGCCUUAUCACAGCUAGAAGUUAUUUAAAAAAUUAAGUAUCCCUGAUUGUAGUUUCUUAUUUUCUAUAAUUAUUAUGUUUUUUUUAUGUAAGUUUUUAUAUAAUUUUGUUUAAUUAUUGUUUCUUUCACAUUUGUGUAGUUUGGGUUUCAUUAAUUUUAUUAUUUAAGUGUGACAUUAUGCAAGAAGUCUAGCUUUUUUUUACAACCAGAUGCUCACCUGACUUUAAUCUUUUUUGCAGAUUAGGACUGAGUAUUUAUAGUGUGAUAAUAUUUUUUGGAAGACUACCAUCCAAACUUUCCAAAAUCUUUUUACCUUUACCUACAAUUAUAUUAAUGUUUUUAUACCAGAAUUUUAUUUCUAGUUUAUUUGUUUUCAGCACAGCUAAAAAGCCUCACCUGCCCUAAUAUAGAAUCAGUUUAUUGUCAGAUAUACUUAGAUAAAUUAUAUCUGUACUCAAUUAAACAUCUGUAGGGAUUUCAGUAGAUAUAUUAAUUCAGGCUUUGCACAGGCAGUACUUUCAAAGGUGUUUUAAAAUGACAAAAAAGUUUUUUUUUCCAUUAAAGUUCUUUUCUUUCUUUGUUUGAUAACCAUCUGGAUUAAGUUCCAUAUUUAAAAGUUAGCAAAAUAUAUUUGUCCUCUGUUGACCUAAAUCUGUGUGUGUAGAUUUUCGGUAUCAGAGGUCACAGUUGUAUAUAUUACAUAUAUUAUACUAUCAUUUAGUUAAGGGCAAGGGCACAGUUGGUAAAAAGGUCAGGUUUAGCCCUGAUCGUUUACUAUUUUAAUAUAUUAAAAUACAGCAACUAUAGUAACAGUUUUAUGUCAUAUUAUGCAUUGGUGAUUGUCAAAAAAAUAUUUAAACAACUUGAAUGUUUCAAUUUUACAACAUAUUUUACCAAAAUGUUUUAGUUUUAUAUUUUUGAUAAACUUAUUGUCAAAAAUCAUAUCUUUAUCCUGGGCAAGUUGAAAGCAGGAAGGAAAGGAAGGAAGCUGCUAAAGUAAAUUUUCAUAAUAUGUUUAGAAUUAUUGGAAAUUCUUCAACAAAGUUAUUUAAUAAGUCACUUAAUAACAUACAAAAAGAAAAUAAACACAAUAACACACACAAAGAAAUUUUUUAUUAAAAACUUAAAAGUUUUAAGUUAGAAAUAUUUAAACUUUAAGCUAGUGUUAUUAUAUAAACGUUAUACUUUUAAGAUAGUGUUAAAUUCAAAAAUAUAUUUGUCCUUGCAUCUGUUGCAUAAUUUUGCAUAAUCACAAACUUCACAAUUAGGUCAUAAUAAAAUAUACUCUCUUUAGUAGAGAGAAAGAUUUGGUAAAACAAUUUUAAAAUAAUAAUAAUAAUACCUGCUAAAAUAACAAAAAAAAAAUUUUUUUAUUAUAAAAGUUUUUAUUUUCAUUUUGUUGUUGUUAUUGGUGUCUAUAUUUUUUAUUUUUAUACAAAGUGUGUAUAAAUCAACUGAUAUAGAUAUUAGUACAGUGUACUAAUAUAAAUAUUAGUAUGUGCAUUGACUCUUGGUUUUAGUUUAGGCAACUAAUCUUUUAAUUAAAAAAAAAAGAUAAUUUAAUAGUUUAUGAUUUUAAUCUGGUCUUGCUUUUUAGAGAUUUAAAGCAACAUUUAUGGAAAACUUUUUAACUGCCAUGCAAGAUUGUUAUUUUUUUGAUACAAUUUAUUUAUUUUUUUUAAAUACAUUCAGUUUUUUUUAUAUAUCUUUGUAGAAAGCAUAUAUAUUAACAAGUGUGCAUCUUUUACAUAUUUACAUAACUUUUACAUAAAUACAUAAAAUUUCAAAAUAUGGACCAAAUAAAAUUAUUAUAUCAUGAAGUUCUUGAUGAAACUGCUGAUUGUAUUGAAUCAAUAACUUCAAAUAUGUUUGUCUGUGGAACAUAUCAGCUUGUUGAAAAUGAAAGCAAAAGAAUAGGUACGAUAAAACUCUAUGAGCUUGUUAAGCAACAAGAUAAAAUUGAUGUUAUUACUUGUAAUGAAGUGUCUACAAAUGCUGUUUUAGACAUGAAAUGUUUUUAUAGAGAAAAUGUUUUGAGUGUGGCAGAUUCUUCUGGAAAUGCACUUUUUUACUUGUUAGAAAAUAAAAAAUUGACUCUUCAAUCUUCCCUUCAAAUUGAUUCUGAUUCUUUAUGUCUGUCUACAGAUUGGUGUAAAACAUCUAAUCCUGAUACAUCUGUGUUUAGUCUUUCAAACGGAGAACUGGCACUAGUUAAGUAUUUUGGAUCAUCAAAUCCUGUUUUGUUAAAUAAAUGGAAAGCUCAUAGCCUUGAAGCUUGGAUUGUUGCAUUUGAUAAUUUCAAUUCAAACUUGUUCUACAGUGGUGCAGAUGACUGUAUGCUAAAGUUAUGGGAUUCUCGAGCUGGCUUUCACAAAGCUUUAAUUACAAAUAAAGAGUUUACAAUGGGUGUUUGCAGUUUGCAGUCUCAUAAGUUUAAAGAAAAUAUUUUAGCUGUCGGAAGUUAUGAUGAACAUUGUACUUUGUGGGAUAAUCGUUACUUAAAAACACCCAUAGUUAAAACAAACCUUGGUGGUGGCGUUUGGAGGAUAAAAUGGCACCCAAAUUAUGAUAACAUUUUAUUAACAGCAUGCAUGCAUAAUGGCUUUAAAAUAGUUCAAUAUAUGGAUGAGUUAAGUAGAUCUACUGUGAUACAUUCAUACAAUAGACAUUCUUCUUUAGCAUAUGGGGUUGAUUGGUUAUUAGAUUAUUGUGAUUGUUCAAAAUUGCUUUUAGAAGACCUGUCAGCAGUGAUUGCGAGUUGUAGUUUCUAUGAUAAACUAUUAACAAUUUGGGAAAUGAAUCAAAAUAAACUUUUUAAUGAGGCUGCAGAUUGCAAUAAACAUCCCAUUCUUGAAGUCUUAAAAGAACAGUUAAAUGUUAUAUCAACAAAGUUUACGAGAGUACAAGAGUUUUUAUCUACAAAUCAAUUUUUUUUAAUCUACAAAAAUCUUUGAUAUAGAUAUUUUAACAAAACCUUCAAAAAGACAAAGGCGAAGCUUUGGAAAUAAGCUCUGGAUCUGGACAACACGUCGUUCAUUUUGCUAAAAAUUUCCCGAAAUGGACUUGGCAACCAUCGGAGUAUGACUUGCGAUGUUUAAAAAGCAUAUCUGAGUAUAUUGCUGAAAGUCAGCUUG
Molecule: messenger RNA, 3209 nt
Organism: Hydra vulgaris (swiftwater hydra)
Lineage: Eukaryota; Metazoa; Cnidaria; Hydrozoa; Anthoathecata; Hydridae
Product: diphthine methyltransferase homolog
Biological process (GO): protein histidyl modification to diphthamide
Cellular component (GO): cytoplasm
Molecular function (GO): diphthine methylesterase activity; protein binding
Source: RefSeq, a predicted model, not a curated record